Molecule: messenger RNA, 1466 nt
Organism: Alosa alosa (allis shad)
Lineage: Eukaryota; Metazoa; Chordata; Actinopteri; Clupeiformes; Clupeidae
Gene: bet1
Product: Bet1 golgi vesicular membrane trafficking protein
Exons: 4
Coding region: 137-478 (113 amino acids)
Biological process (GO): endoplasmic reticulum to Golgi vesicle-mediated transport; vesicle fusion with Golgi apparatus
Cellular component (GO): Golgi trans cisterna; SNARE complex
Molecular function (GO): SNAP receptor activity
Source: RefSeq, a predicted model, not a curated record
UUCCGUAUGGUGUCGUGGCGUAGUCUAAAGAGCAACAUUGAAAAGGUGAGAUAGGCUACAUAGUGGUGGAUCAAUCAUCAGGAACAUUUUAGAUAAACGCAUUACCUCAAAUUGAAAUUGUCUUCAAGGAAUAACGAUGAGGCGCGCAGGUUUGGGUGAAGGAGGCCCUCAAGGCAGCUAUGUCGCCAGUGGAUACAGUGUGCAUGAGGAAGAGAAUGAACAUUUACAAGAAGGUCUGAGGGCAAAAGUCAGUGCUUUAAAGCAUUUGUCUAUUGACAUUGGGGCAGAAGUAAAGCAUCACAACCAGAUGUUGCAAGAUAUGGACUCUGAUUUUGACUCGACAGGAGGUUUACUAGGAGCCACAAUGGGCAGACUGAAGCAGUUGUCCAGAGGAAGCCAGACCAAAGUCUUUUGCUACAUGUUGCUCUUUGCCCUUUUCGUCUUUACCAUUUUGUACUGGGUCAUUAGAUUAAGAUGAUGAACAGAGACCUGACGUCUCUUCUCUCUGCUGUCAUGCUCUCCCUGUGUGCCAUGUUGCUCUGGUUCAGUAAAAAAAAAAAACAAUGGGACUGAUGGUGACGACAACAAAUUGCCAUAAGCGUAUUUUUAUCACAAUGAAACAUAUAUGUGAAACUGUGCAAUAUAGCCUAAGGAAGUGUCUUAACCCUACCAAUAUGAAUAGGUGUACCGUAAUAAUACCGCCCUGUCUAGUUUUCCACACUGUAGGAUUACGUGUCUGGAAUGGAGUUGUAUUGAAGGUUGAGCUACAUAUAUUCAGUUUUGGGAUAAGGACUGGUUCAUGAUUGCCGUUGAACUUCAAAAGGUGGUCAGGUUUUUUUUAUUAUUAUUAUUAUUUUUUUUUUUUUGAGCGGAGUCUGACACUUAUGUUAAUAGGAAAACAUCUUUUUUAAAUUGAUGUAUAAUUUAGAAGAAACAAAAGAUUGUGAGGUGACUUCAGAUACUUAUGGCAAGUUGUUACUACUUUCAUCUUUAAAAUCAGUCUGUAGCCUGUCCACAAAAAUGUAAGGGCUAAUGUAUGGAAAACAGAACUGUGUAGUGCAACUACACCCCCACCCCCCAAACAAAAAAGGAUCAGCAGCAAAGUCUAUAAAUUAGAUGACAGGAAAAUGCAAUACUGUUUUGAUAGUGUGCAAAGGGACAUUCCACUCUGUACAGUCACAUACAUUUUUCUGGAUCUCCAGGACACUCCUAAUUUUUGGGUUUGGAUUCAAAUACCUUUCAAUUUGAUCUAGGUUCAUUAUAAGCUGCUUAAUACCACAGGGCUUCACACAGCUGAAGGGCCUACAUUUGGAUACUUUUUUCCUGCAGCAACUCUUGCUCAAAAGCAUCUGAACUGCAAAACCAAUUCUGAGUUGUAAACAGUGCAUGUAAUCCAUCAAAUUUCUCUGUAAAUGUCAAGUUGUAAAUAAGAGGGAAAAUGAGUUCAUUAAACAUUUUAUGUGUAA